AUGAGUGUACAGGAUAUGGAAAAUAACAGAACUGCAGAUUCUAUCAGUCUAGUGAAAACAUCUGGGCAAGAUUUGUUGAAAGUCUUCGAAUGGCUGAAAUCUCACCUCCCUCUCUCGUGGAAAUUGUCAUGCAUGCUGCGAGAAACCCUGGAGGGCAGAUGGAAAGGUCAAACGUGGUGGGUGUUACAAAGACAGGAUUCCAUUUUAGCCGUUGGAGAAGGGAUUCCUGACGAGAACAGCGAGAUCAUCAACUAUCUGACCAAGCCUAGGUGUACUUGUUAUUUCUCUCCCAAUCAUGUACAUGCGGAAAUGUUACUGACGUGGCCAGGUUUCAUCGACUGGUCAGAACCAUGCAUUUUUGAAAUGCUGUCCAACGACAACGCCGCUGUUGUGGGUGCUGUAAGUAAAACCAACAACGGCACAGACUCGUUUCCUCGUACAAUCCGGUGCAUAGCAAUAGUGGCUAACCCUGGAGAUGUUAAAUUAAGACCAGUCCCUCGUGACCUCACCAUGAGAGAUCUGGACCCACUGACCGACACAGAUCUGGUGAUCAGCACGUGGAAAUACUCACGCGCUCAUGCCGAUGAGUUUGUCAGGGCACUGAUCACUCACUUCCCGUCUGUGGGCUUGUUUGACCAAAACAACCGAUGUCUAGGGUUUGAGCUGACACUGCAGGACGAAAAAACUGGUUUACUGUACGUCUACCGGAAAGUCGAGGUCGUGGACUGGGCAAAGGUCAUCAUCAGCAAUUUGGGGCACAAGAAUUUUGCCCUGGGUCUUCCAGCCGCCGCGCUGGUUUGUCUCUGGCCAAUGCCACCAUCCUUGAAAAUGCAUCUAGAUCUCGGAUCUAGACUUCUGUGUGAGCUCCCUUAUGUGUUGCACAUCCCCGGGGACAAAUUCAGCGGAGAAACUGUAUUGAGAUUCACAUUCUUGAAAUCACCAAUCAGAGCCUUGUGUACAUUUUAA
Molecule: messenger RNA, 966 nt
Organism: Candidula unifasciata
Lineage: Eukaryota; Metazoa; Mollusca; Gastropoda; Stylommatophora; Geomitridae
Source: the annotation of a GenBank genome assembly